AUGACUUCAAGUGACUCUCGGGCCCUACAACUGAAAGGACAGAUCCAGCAGCAUUUGGUAGAAUCUGGAAAUUAUGAACUUAUAUCUAACAAGUUGAGCCAAAAACUACUACAAGAAGGCUGGACAGACCAAGUAAAACGAUUAACCAGUGUUGAGAUAGAUAACAAUAAAAAUGCCAGCUUUCCAGAAGUCCUGGCGAAAGUGGAGCCAAAGGCGAUACAGCUGGUUUCUGAAAGUACGAAACAAGAGAUUAUAUCACAAAUCCAAAGCUACCUGAGCGAGAUCGUGGAAACCGAGUGA
Lachancea dasiensis is the source of this 300-nucleotide messenger RNA. Lineage: Eukaryota; Fungi; Ascomycota; Saccharomycetes; Saccharomycetales; Saccharomycetaceae. The record is from the annotation of a GenBank genome assembly.